GACGCCGAGAUAAAACAUAAAAUUAUUUUGUAUUUAUUUAUUACUAAUCAAAUUACGGUGUUUAAUAUUUACAUUGUCCUAUUAUGAAUGAAUCUACUAAAACCGACAUUUUGAAUAGUUAAACUGGUCAACCUCAAGUUUUCUCCAAAAAGGCGCUAGGCGGGACCAUAAAGGUCAAUUUAAAAAAAAGUUUAUUUUUCAACGCGCAUUCAGCCAGCAAGCAAGGCCCCGCCCCGCUCUGUGGCUGUCUCGCUCGCGCACUGAAAGCCUACACCUUGUCAUAUGACCCUUAGUGCUCGGCGUGUGAGGGUGUGUGACAGUUAUUUUUGUGUUGAAAAGUGUUUGUGAGAUUUUGUGCAAGAUAAUAAUAGUGUUCUAGUAAUCUCGAUCGGGGAUGAAAUCCACAGUCAUGGACUGCGGGAGCUGCCUCAGCCCCGCCAGCGACACCGACGAGUCCGAAACGUCUCUGUUCCCCUUCGAUAGCCAGAAAGAUACCAAUAAAAUGGCCUUCGAUAACUACCUAACCCCACAACGCAACAAAAAGUUCCGCGACUGCUACGAAACCAAACUACCCUACGUCCGCGAAUUCAAAGAACUGGUCGAACGCAUCAAAAACAAUGAAGAAGAAACAUUCGACGAUCGCAUGCGUUCCAAUUUCAACGAAGAAAUGAAUUAUGCUCAAAACGAAUCGAAUUUGACGCUGCUGCGUAUGACGGAACAGACUUUCGAAGUGCCACUGGAACGGGAAAGAGUUACGCAGUCAUAUUUCGCUGAAAAUGAGAAUACUAGACGGUGUUUAAACUUCAACUUCGAGCAAGUCCAGUGUGUGUGUGAGGCGUUACAACAGAAGGGUGAUAUAGAGAAAUUGUCGGAGUUCUUGUGGAGUUUGCCGCCAAGCGAGCUGCUUCGUGGAAGCGAAACGGUACUCAGAGCCCGCGCUUUAGUAGCGUACCAUAGAGGGGCGUUUCAAGAAUUAUACGCCAUAUUGGAGGCGCACGCUUUCCCGCCAAAACACCACAACGCUCUACAGACUCUAUGGUUCAAGGCUCACUACAAGGAGGCGGAGAAAGUUCGGGGAAGGAAACUGGGUGCUGUGGAUAAAUACAGGCUAAGGAAGAAAUAUCCGCUACCAAAGACCAUUUGGGAUGGUGAAGAAACCGUAUACUGCUUUAAAGAGAAAAGUAGGAACGCAUUGAAAGAAUGCUACUACCGAAAUAGGUACCCAACACCAGACGAGAAGCGAGCGCUAGCGCGCAAGACGGGGCUGACUCUCACUCAAGUCUCUAAUUGGUUCAAGAAUCGUCGGCAACGGGAUAGAACACCACAGCAGAUUAACAGACCAGAGAUGCUAGUACCAGCGCAGUACGCCGGCCCACAAGGCGGCCUCACCCCUGCCCUGCUACCUAACUCUUACUACCAUCAGCUACAAGAACCUACCCAUUAUCUUAGCAAUGGGGUAUAAGGUGACUAUCGCGUGUUUCAAAUAUCCGGUCCUUCCAUUUAAAAGAGAUCCUAGUACUCAAGGCAGCCUGGCAGCUCAAUAAUAACUCGGCUAUCGCGCCGCGAGUGGCUUAGGCCCGAUCAGAAAUAUAUGAUCAUUGUUAAGAGGGCGCUGCCGCUGUUAUUCUCAUGUAUAGGGUGACAGUUCAGUUUAGUAUGAAAAUUUUUGUUCCAAUGAAAUUCCGCAACAUGGCGCGUGAUCAUAUAUUACUGGUCAGGCUUUAUAAAAGUAUGACAUUUUGGAACUGGGCCUUAUUUGGUGCAGGUACCUAAAUGGCAACUUAUCGGGUUGGAUCGUUCAGUGCGUAUGUCCUUAUUGGUUCAAAAUCAAGAUAUAAAUUGAUUACUGAAAGACUAAGGCAUCUACAAACGUCACCGAUAGUCGCAUGCGAUUUGCAAUAGGUACUUAUAGUUUGGCAAGCUAUUACUGUCACUAUAAAAAGGCGCAAAAUUAAAAAAAAAAAGGCGCGAUAGGUUGCCCUCCAAUAGAAAAUUUGAAUGUCGCGCCUUUUUCUACUGAUGAAGUGGGUUUGCCAGAGUAUACAUUGCGGCAUUUUAUCGAUCGAUUGAAUCUUUUGCUCCUACUUAGCCGGCAAUUACACGCUGGCAAGCCAGCUUUUUCAGGAAAUGGCCGCAAAUUUGAAAAAUGUAGGCGCGAAGGAUCGAUCUCCUAUAGGUAUAAAUUUUGAAUCGCGAUUUAUUCUUUGGCUUGCCAGAGUAUACCUAUUUAAAUAAGCGUGCCAUUUGUUGUAACGUCUGUAGAAGCCUUAAACGAAGCCUCAAUGUAAACUAUUGCCAUUUUUUCAGAACUUUGUAAAAAUGCAAAAACAAUGCGUUAUUGUAAAUAUUUUAAACUAGUUUUUAAGCAAAAAGAUUUUAUUUUGUUAACUCAUUUAAGUAAUAGAACUGAUUUAAUUAUUAGAGAGUUUAUAUCCUACUAUUUCUCAUGUUUUACCUCAUUUAGUACCUUCCAGUGUUAGCUUGUAAGUUUAUAUAUUUUCUGACAUACUAUUUACCUACUGCUACAAUUAUAUUUUAUAUGACUAGAACAUUUAAAAUGGAAUUAUUUGAGACUGUAAAGUAAAUGUAGAGACCGCAACGUUAAAUCUAUAAUAGACGGGCGUACUGGAAAGUGAUCUUGGUCCGCUCCGAAGCCUGUCCGAUCGUAUGAAAGGUGGCCCACCGUACAUCCGUCAAGGCCGCAGCUAUAAGUAAGAGCGAGAAAGAGAUAUUCUGACAGCACCAAGGUGGCGGUCCCGUGUGUCUGUCGUUAUGGCUUUUAGUAAUGUCGAUUUUAUAGAUAGGCCUUUGAGCGUCUCUAAUAGGGUUAGCUAGAAACCUGAGGCUCUACCACGUUAAUCGAAAUUUCGCGGUAGACCCUCUACGGUCAGCAUUCCGUGUCUAUUUUGAUUAUACGGCGGUCUUCACUUUAUUUACUUAUAUCUUUCGUUUAAAUCUCUAUUUCUUAUAUUUUUUUAUCAGGUAAUUUCAGACUGGUCUAAUACAGUAAUGAUAAUGAUUUUGUAUUACACUGUUUUAUCCGUACGUGACACGUUUUAUAGUUAAUGACCUUAGCUUUAAUACGGUAAGCGGUUGUUAGUUGUUAUCAACAGAAAAGGGCAGAAAAACAAAAAAAACAGGCGUGGAAGAUUGAGUUCAAUUUAGUACCUACUGUAGGUAAGUGCCCCAACUUGAGCACCCACUUUGCCAUAAUAGCUGCAUACAAAAGUAGACACUUAGGUUGGGACAACAUCUAUACUUACAUUUAUUUUUUUAUUUUUCGCGCCUUUUUCUAUUGCCACAAUUGGUUAUUCGUCACGGAAAAUGUGGAAAUAGGCCACUUAUGUAUGCUAAUAAUUUGUGUGAACUUUAAGGUGCUGUUUAUGUUUCAAAUGAUUACAUGUAUUCUAGUCUACAAGUAAAAUAAAGUUCUUAAAGAAUUA
This is a messenger RNA of Cydia pomonella (codling moth), 3443 nucleotides long. RefSeq names its product homeobox protein SIX6-like. Gene Ontology annotation, molecular function: DNA-binding transcription factor activity, RNA polymerase II-specific; RNA polymerase II cis-regulatory region sequence-specific DNA binding. The record is from RefSeq and is a predicted model, not a curated record. Gene Ontology annotation, biological process: regulation of transcription by RNA polymerase II. Lineage: Eukaryota; Metazoa; Arthropoda; Insecta; Lepidoptera; Tortricidae. The coding region runs from base 395 to 1462 and encodes 355 amino acids. Gene Ontology annotation, cellular component: transcription regulator complex; nucleus. The transcript has 7 exons.